Rosa chinensis is the source of this 2930-nucleotide messenger RNA. RefSeq lists its product as uncharacterized. The transcript has 4 exons. Lineage: Eukaryota; Viridiplantae; Streptophyta; Magnoliopsida; Rosales; Rosaceae. The record is from RefSeq and is a predicted model, not a curated record. Bases 328 to 2856 code for a protein of 842 amino acids. Gene Ontology annotation, biological process: signal transduction.
GCACCGUGCCGGCCGCAUCGAAGACUUUCUGGUGUCCAAUUUCAAUUUCAAGCUGGUAGUUGUUAUCUGCAUCUCGAUCAAUCUGCCUGUGUCUUACUCUCUCUCUCUUUUCUUCAAGCCAUGUUAUAUUUCAUGGAUUCCUCUGACAUGAGCCUAUACCAUGUCUGCCUCUAUUUCCUUUUGUUUCUUCCUGUUCGAGUCUUGUUCUUUUCUUUUUUAUUUCUAAAUUUCUAAACUAUAUCUGAAAGGUUUUCAAAGAAAUUCUACGUGAUCGAACAAUUGUUGGUAGUAUCGUGUGUUGGCAUCCGAUCCUUCAACACAUAUUCUAUGGCGUCGACCUCCCAAACAUCCUCCACAUCCGCUCAUUCAGCACAUCCUUAUGAUGGGCUUCUGAGUUUUAGAGGGGAACUCUGCAAGGAUUUUGCAUACGAAUUAUGCUAUGCAUUGCAGGAGCGAGGAAUCACGGUGUUCAUGGACCAUGAAAGCACAGCUACUUCUAUCUUGACUACGACAACGAAAAAAUCAAGGUUUGCCAUCGUUGUCCUUUCCCCAGAAUAUGCUUCUUCCACCUUCUGCUUAGAUAAACUUUCAAGCAUUAUGGGAUACAUGCGAGGUACAAUUUUCCCAGUUUUCUACGAGGUAAAACCCUCCGAUUUACGCAAGCAGGAGGGAUGUUUAAAAAGUGCGUUUGACAUGCAUGAAAGAGUAGAAGACCCGUCAAAGAUGGAAGGGUGGAGGACUGCUUUAAGGAAAGUGGCUUGUGUCUCUGGUUGGACUUCAAAACAUGGUGACAGUGAGACCAAGCUAAUCAUCAAAGAAAUUGUAGAACACUGCUAUAGUUUUUGUGAUGUAAUUCAUGAUAAGAAGGGUACUUUUAUGCCAGCAAAUAAGUCGAGUCAAAUUGAAAAUGGGAAAGUGGAACAUCCUUUCUUGCCACAAAAUGAUUGUCCAAGGUGUUGUGGCUGCAGUAAGAAAUGGAAGCUAGGGGACACAGCAUGGCUUCAAUUUGAUGAUGGCCUAUCUCUAUGUACGGGGUGUCAAGAGUCUGCAAUUAAGGUAACCGAAGAAUGUCAAUCCCCUUACCUUAAUCACCAUAUGAAAUUGGAGCAUCAGCAUCAAAAUCCACUGCAGUUGGUUGGCAGACAUUCUGUAGGGAAGUAUAAUGUGCUUUUGAGUUUCAGUGGGGAAACCUGCAAGGAUUUUAUAGACCAUUUAUACAAAGCACUGCAAGAGCGAGGAAUCAGUGUGUACAGGGAUGAUGAACAUACAGAUACUUUUAUCCCGAGUACAGCAACCAAUUCAAGGUUUGCCAUCAUCGUCCUCUCGCCAGAAUAUGUUUUAUCAGACUGCUGCUUCGACAAACUUAGAAACAUAUUUGAAUGCAUGCAAGGCAAAAUUUUACCAAUUUUCUUUAAUGUGGAAACCUCCAUUUUACGAAAGAAAAAUGGAUUCGCAAGAACAGGCUUCGACAUGCUUGAUACAGAAGACAUGGGAAAGCUGGAGUGGUGGACAACUGCUCCGAAAGAAGUGGCUGAUAUAGCUGGUUGGGUUUCAACUGACUGGGAGACCCAGCUUGUCAAAGAAAUUGUAGCAGAAUGCUCUAAGCUUCGAUGCGAUGUAUGCCAUGAUUGGAAAAGUUUUAUCCCGGCAGAUUCAAGUCAAGCUGAGUAUGUGGAACAUCCUUUCUGGGGACAAAAUUACUGCCCCUCUCAUGAGGGCACUACUCGAAAGUGUUGUAGCUGUGAAAGAUUAGAACCAAAGGACACAAAGUAUUUUGUACUUGACGAUGGCCGGCACCUAUGUCCAGAGUGUCAAGAAUCAGCAAUUAUGGAUUCUGACCAAUGUCAAUCCCUUUACCUUGAAGUACAAAAAUUCUAUGAAGAUCACGAUAUGAAAUUGGGACACCAAAUUCGACUGCAGUUGGUUGGCAGACAAAAAUUAAACCGGGUCAUGAAGGGAGAUCAGAGUAAUUGUGAUGGAGAAAUUAGAGCAGUCUGCCUCGAAGCCAAAGAAAUACUCAUCUGGUAUGGCCUUCCUAGGUUGUUAACAGGGUCAAUUCUGGCUCAAGAGAUGAUCAAAGCAUGGCUAAUGCUUCAAGUCUAUCCACAUUUCAAAUUGAGCGCUGAGGUUGAAAGAGGUAUCUGCGGAGUGCUGGCCUAUAGUUGGCUGGAGUACUACUCUUCUGAUCCUGAUUCAUCUAAAAUAUGGUCUGACUUCGAGAAGAAGCUUGUUGAAUUUAUUAAACACCAAAUUGAGUCAUCAGAUUAUGGAGAAGUAUUCAGGAAAGCUAACAAAGUGGUUCAUGAGUAUGGUCUAUGUACUAGUGCGAUUGAACACAUUGUACGAUCAAUGUAUUUCAAAGUGGUGAAACAGCUCCAGUAUACCAGCAUUUCUGCCCCUUCAGCCAGUUCGUGGAAGUAUGAUGUGUUUCUGAGUUUUAGAGGGGAAACCCGAAUGGGUUUUACAAGCCAUCUAGAUAAAGCAUUGAAGAUGGAAGGCAUCAACGUUUUCACGGACAGUCUAAUCAAAAGAGGUGCGAGUAUUCCUGCAACGCUCUUGACUGCAAUCCUGAAAUCAAGGUUUGCCAUCAUUGUCCUCUCGCAGAACUACACUUCUUCAAUGUGGUGUUUAGAUGAAGUUACAAAGGCUUUGCAAUGCAUGGACAAGAGGUCCGCAGUUUUCCCAAUUUUUUACCAUGUGGACCCCAGUGAUGUACGAUAUGAUAAGAUGGGAGCCUAUCAAAGGCAUAGCACUCGCCGGUACCUAAAGAAAACAACAGUGCAAGACUGGACAAUGAGCGUACGCGAAGUGACCAAUGUUAGUGGCUGGGUUUCAAGUGGAUCUCGGUAUGGAUGAAUAAAAUUCCUUUUUUUUUUUUCGCUUAAAAAAAGAAAAAAGAAAAUUCUUUUAUUUUUUUUGGUUAAAGAUGA